AUGGGCUCAGUGGGAGCUGAACGCUUCAAGGAGCUGAGCCCGGCGGGCACGCCGGAGGGGAACGUGGUGAUGAGCUUCAGCUUCGACAGCUACCAGCUGGAGGAGGACGAGCUGCAGCGGGGCAGCCAGGCCAAGGGCGUCCUCACCUUCAUGGAGCCGGUUUCUGAGGAUCCCGAGCCCCAGGACCGAUACCAUGGGAUUUACUUUGCCAUGCUGCUGGCUGGGGUGGGAUUUCUUCUGCCAUACAACAGCUUCAUCACCGACGUGGACUACUUGCACCAUAAAUACCCAGGGACCUCCAUCGUUUUCGACAUGAGCCUCACCUACAUCCUGGUGGCCUUGGUGGCCGUCAUCCUCAACAACGCACUGGUGGAGCUGCUGAGCUUGCACACCCGGAUCUCUGUGGGUUACCUCUUCGCCCUGGGGCCCCUGCUCUUCGUCAGCAUCUGCGACGUCUGGCUGGAGCUCUUCACUCGCAGACAAUGCAGAAAAGCCUAUGCCAUCAACCUGGUCGCCGUCGGGGUGGUGGCCUUUGGCUGCACAGUGCAGCAAUCCAGCUUCUACGGCUACACGGGGCUGCUGCCCAAGCGCUACACGCAGGGCGUGAUGACGGGAGAGAGCACCGCCGGGGUCAUCAUCUCACUCAGCCGCAUCUUCACCAAGCUACUGCUGUCAGAUGAGAAGGAGAACACUGUCAUCUUCUUCUUCAUCUCUAUCGGCAUGGAGCUGACAUGCUUCAUCCUCCACCUCCUGGUGAAGCGCACCCGCUUCGUCCGCUACUACACCACCUGCUCCCGCAAGGGUCUCCCCGAGAACCGGGGAGCCAGUGACCAUGGGACAGGCUACCGUGUCCACCAUGAUGUCACUGCCGAGGACAUCCGAUUUGAGAACCGGCCACAGGAGCAGCUGAGCUCACCCCAGGGCAGUCCGGGUCCCGAAGCUGAGCUGGCCGGCAGUGGCACCUACAUGCGCUUUGAUGUCCCUCGGCCCAAAAUCAAGAGGAGCUGGCCCAGCUUCAGAGACAUGCUGCUCCACCGCUACGUCGUGUCCCGGCUCAUCUGGGCCUACAUGCUCUCCAUCGCCAUGACCUACUUCAUCACGCUGUGCCUCUUUCCUGGGCUGGAGUCGGAGAUCCACAACUGCAUGCUGGGGGAAUGGCUCCCCAUCCUCAUCAUGGCCAUCUUCAACCUCUCUGACUUCGUCGGUAAGAUCCUGGCUGCCCUGCCCUAUGACUGGAGAGGGACCCACCUCCUUGUCUACUCCUGCCUCCGAGUGGUCUUCAUCCCCCUCUUCAUCAUGUGCGUCUACCCCAACGGGAGGCCCACCUUCGGCCACCCUGCCUGGCCCUGCAUCUUCUCCCUCCUCAUGGGCAUCACCAACGGCUACUUUGGCAGUGUGCCCAUGAUCCUGGCUGCUGGGAAAGUGAGCCCCGAGCAGCGGGAGCUGGCAGGUAACACCAUGACCGUGUCCUACAUGACAGGCUUGACGUUGGGCUCGGCCGUGGCAUAUUUUGCCUAUAGCCUCACCAGUACGUCCCACAGUACCUGUUUCUACACCGAAACCUCCAACGGCUCCUUCACGUCGGGGUACUGA
Messenger RNA from Tauraco erythrolophus (red-crested turaco), 1593 nucleotides. The record is from RefSeq and is a predicted model, not a curated record. NCBI's taxonomy places the organism in Eukaryota, Metazoa, Chordata, Aves, Musophagiformes, Musophagidae.